ACCCCAAGACGUCAUUGUAAUGCGGACAUUUUAAAACGAGUUCAAUCGACUUCAUCAUGACAUCGAAAAGGCAACAGGGCGGGUGUACAGAGUCAAACAAGAAGAAAAAGAAGACAAAUAAUCGUGAAGAAACACCAGAAAUUUGCCCUGUCGUUAGAGACGAGAACGUGAGGAGGACAGUGAAGGAGGCGUGGAGCCAGAAGUCCCACUAUAUUCACGGUGAUCUAGAGGUGGACUGCCUUCCUUUCCCUCACUGUAUCAUUAAAAACUUCAUACACAGUGAGAAUUUCUUGGAGGGCCUGCAGAAAGAACUGUUGACACUCAACUUUCACAACAAAUCUAAUGAUCUAUACAAAUUUAAACAGUCUGAUGACCUGAGAAAGAGAACAGAGCCAUGCAUUGCAGGGCUAAGGUCAGCACUGUUUGGACAAUUCCGGCUUUGGCUUGAGGAAGUUUUGGGGGUCAAAUUGGAGCCCACUGUGGAUAUUUCUUGUGCCAAAUAUGAAUACACAGAUGUUCUUUUGUGUCAUGAUGAUGAACUGGAGGGGAGGCGUGUUGCUUUCAUUCUCUACCUCGUGCCUCCAUGGCAGAGCAGCGAUGGGGGAUCCCUUGAUCUUUACGAAACAGAUUGUCAUUACCAACCACAGAGUGUUGUCAAGUCACUCGUGCCUUCUUGGAACACACUCAUACUUUUUGAAGUGUCUCCAGUCUCCUUUCAUCAAGUAUCCGAGGUUUUGUCAGAGGACAAAUGUCGUCUCUCUCUAAGCGGCUGGUUUCAUGGACCAUCACUGGAACGUCCGCCUCGCCACAUAGAACCUCCCAUCACACGGAAUCCACACUUACCAAGAGACGAGACACUGCUGCUAGAGUGGAUCAAUCCAUUGUACUUGGAUAUUUCCUACCAGGAGAACAUUCAAGGAGAGUUUGAAGACAAUUCAGAAAUCCAGCUUAAAACUUUUCUGAGGGAGGAGAAAUUCAGUCAAGUGAGUGAAGCUCUACGGCUCGCUCAGAUUCAGUGGACGAGGAAAGGUCCCGCCAAUAAGAGAUGCUAUGAAGCAGCCUGUCUGGACACCUUGCCUGAGUGUGUUAGUGCUUGUUGGGAGCUGCUUCAUUCAGAGGCCUUCUUCCUGCUCCUCUCCAACUUUACUGGCCUUCGGUUGCAUUACCUGUGUCCUGCUGAUGACGACGACGACGACGACAACGACGAUGAUGAUGAUGACAGUGACAGUGAAAAAAAAGAGGAAGAGGCUGCAGAAGCCGCUGGCUCCCCAAAUGAAACGGCAGUUAAAAGCAAAGAGCCGAGUACACCUCAGUGUUGCGGAGAGCUGCGACGAUGGUCCCAUGGGAGCUACACUCUACUGCAUGAUGGCGAGGCAGCACGAGCAGAAUAUGCACUAGAUCUCAUUUUGCCUUUCAGCUGCACAGGUCUGGAAACAAACUGGGUCACUCCGUCACCUUCACUUUCAGCUUUCUCAGCAAGGCACCUGUCAUCUUGGUAGUGUGUUUGGGCUCCUAAUCUUGUUGGAAAACUGCCAUGUGUUCCAGUUUCCCAGGGGAAAAUACUCUGCUUCAGAAUAUCGCAGUACAUGUUGGAUUUCAUGUUUCCGUCAAUGAACCGCAGCUCCAGAGUGCCGGUAACACUCAUGCAGCCCUAGACAUGGUGCUUCCAUCACCACUGUUGACUGUAGGCAGAUACAAUUGUCUUGAUACUUGCUUGUGAUACCAGCUAUUUAGGCAAUAAUGUGUAUAAUAAUAAUAUAAUAGUGACAAGAAUUAAGGCUCAUUCAGAAUUAGUGGGUGCGGCUUAAACACCAGUGCGUCUUAUACACUGGAAAUUACAGUAAAAUUUUGACUCCAUCAUGUAGCCAAGUAAGACAACAGCAACAUUUGAAACAGCUCUCAGUAAGAUACAGGGCAUCACUACACCACUGCACACUAGAGUCACAAUGAUAAAUGAUUUAUUAAAUGAAUACUUCUCGGAUAGUGUCAGUCAAACCUGAGCAUUAUAUCUAGUAUCACCAAGAGGAGUUCAAUCCUGGAAAGAGGGGCAUAGGCAUCAGAGGAUAACUGUAUGGAUGAAAACGAUGACUGAUUAAUAUUUUUU
Molecule: messenger RNA, 2104 nt
Organism: Doryrhamphus excisus (bluestripe pipefish)
Lineage: Eukaryota; Metazoa; Chordata; Actinopteri; Syngnathiformes; Syngnathidae
Source: RefSeq, a predicted model, not a curated record